GCGCGUGUCUGAUCGCCUUGACGCGCGCCUUUAUUGCAGGCCGAAAAGGUGGAUCCUCGUCUUUGAGUCAACGCCUCUUUAUCACGAGUGUAGCAAGCGGGGAAAGAGGAGGGGGUCCUGAGCCUGACAACUGACAUCCACUCUCGCCUCUCGCCGAUUUUAUCUGAUGCUCUUGUGGAGGCGAGCGUCCGUCUCGAGUUGCGCGACAUGAACGGCUACGGCUCGCCGUACCUGUACGUGGGCGGCCCGGUGGCGCAGGCGCGCGCGCCGCUCCAGAGGACACCUAAGUGCGCACGGUGCCGCAACCACGGCGUGCUGUCCUGGCUCAAAGGCCACAAACGAUACUGCCGCUUCAAGGACUGCACGUGCGACAAGUGCAUCCUGAUCAUUGAGCGCCAGCGCGUCAUGGCGGCGCAGGUCGCGCUCCGGAGGCAGCAGGCCAACGAAAGUCUGGAGAGUUUAAUCGCCGAGCCGCCGCCGCCACCACACAGAGCCAUGGGCACCGGGGAGUUACGCUGGAGCGCCGAGCCCAUCAUCACAACACAGUCACCAACAGACCUAAAUGAGGACCUCUCAGGUGAGCAAUCUGGAGGAGAGAACAGCGGCAGCACCAGCGACCGAGAGCAAGAAGCUGCCAGCUCACCGGAGGAGCCCAAACCUAACUCCUGCUUCACUCCUGACCCCCCGGACCCACCUUCUAAUCCUGAGGAGCCUCGUUACCUCUCACCCAAACCCUGCACUGACCCAGAACAAAAGCCUGACAGCCCCAAGUCUCCCACUGAGCAGAACCUGCUAAUUGAAGGCCUCACAGGAUCUGUGUCCCUGCCCUUCAACCUGCGAGCCAACCGUCCUCCUCUGGAGGUACUGAAGAAGAUCUUCCCUUCCCACAAGCCAGCUGUGCUGGAGCUGAUCCUGAGGGGUUGCGGAGGUGACUUGGUGGGUGCCAUUGAGAUACUUCUCUCCAGCCGUUCUACUACAAAAAUGGAUAAGCCCUCAUCCGAAAACUCUGAGGCUUUAAUUCUGCCCACCAAUAGCCACCUUUUUGAGCCUCUAAGCUCUUACCCAGUCUCUUCCUCCAAGUGGUCAGUGGGUUCGGCCUUUCGUGUGCCAGAUACACUUCGCUUUACUUCAGAAUCGCCUGGUGGGGUGAUGCCGACUCCCUUGGGUGUCCCGCUGCAGCCUAGCUUUCCUCAGGCACACCGUUACCCGUUGAUGCUGCGCAACUCGCUGAGCCGCGGUCAAGCUGGGCCUUUUAUGUCCAAUGACAUGACUUUGUGGAAUACCAUGAGCUUGCAGCAGCAGUACCAAUUCCGCUCGCAGUACGUCUCACCCUUCUCAGGGCCGUCAUUCCGUGGAUCACCUCUCCUGCCCUCCAGGUCAGCUCAAGAGGAACAGCGCAUAAGCAUUCAGGAGGAUGCGGCCAAACACACUGUAUAUGCCGCCGCCGACGAGGAGUACGAUGAGAGAUCUGACUCCUCAGAUUCGAGGAUCCUCAAUACAUCUUCUUAACCUACAAAAGUGGCAAACAUACCAAAAAUGUGUUAUGAAUGGACAAAAGAGACAGGGCGGACUGUGCCUGUGUAGGAGCUUUAUGAAACAUAUACUGUACAUUAUUUGAGAAAUUGUGUUGCUCUCACAGUGAAACAUAUGAACAGUUUGUCAUCAACAUCUACCAAAAAAAUCCUGAAUGAUUAAAUGACUGAACAUUAGUUUGUAAAUAAUAACCACAAAUUGCUCUUUGCAUGAAAUGUACUGUGAAUAGUAAUGCAGUGUAGAAAUAGGCAAACAAUAUAAGCAUGUAAAUGGAUAUGUCAUAUACCCAGUCUGAAUUCUUAUUGUCAUUUAUUCACAUGAACUAAAUAUAGACAGGAUGUGUGUGUUAACAGGAAAUUCACAUUAAUUGGGAAAUGAAUGUUAUUUAAUAUUGUACUUACAAAAAGGUCCAUGAAUAGAAUCAUUUCAGCAGAUUUCUGUAUCCUGGAAAUACUUGUUAGGUGUAAAAUAUAACACAGUCUAAAACAAGAAUUGGUUUAAUUUUUUAUAUUGGGACCAUAAGAAACACCUUUUCAAUUCAUCAAACACAUAAACCAAGAAAUGUAUUUAAGCAUUGAUAUGACAUUCAUCUGCUGAACUGACAGUAGAAAUUGAGCUCAACAGUUUGAAUUGGCGAUGUUGUAAACUCUGGACUGUACAAAGUAAUAUAUCUAAAAUAAUAAAAGCAGAGUG
This is a messenger RNA of Pangasianodon hypophthalmus (striped catfish), 2226 nucleotides long. RefSeq names its product doublesex and mab-3 related transcription factor 3a (gene dmrt3a). Gene Ontology annotation, molecular function: protein binding; RNA polymerase II cis-regulatory region sequence-specific DNA binding; DNA-binding transcription factor activity, RNA polymerase II-specific. Gene Ontology annotation, biological process: regulation of transcription by RNA polymerase II; male sex differentiation. Gene Ontology annotation, cellular component: nucleus. The transcript has 2 exons. The record is from RefSeq and is a predicted model, not a curated record. NCBI's taxonomy places the organism in Eukaryota, Metazoa, Chordata, Actinopteri, Siluriformes, Pangasiidae. The coding region runs from base 208 to 1509 and encodes 433 amino acids.